Molecule: messenger RNA, 5254 nt
Organism: Rhea pennata
Lineage: Eukaryota; Metazoa; Chordata; Aves; Rheiformes; Rheidae
Gene: CA5A
Product: carbonic anhydrase 5A
Exons: 7
Coding region: 5-937 (310 amino acids)
Cellular component (GO): mitochondrion
Molecular function (GO): carbonate dehydratase activity; zinc ion binding
Source: RefSeq, a predicted model, not a curated record
AGUAAUGAAUAGUGUGAAGACAGUUGCCUUGGCACACUUAAACAAGCAGUUGAAAACUAUCUGGAUUCCAUCAUCACGAUUCUGCAGUCUGGCCACCUGUACUCGCAAAAACAGGAAUGAUGCAUUGCAUCCGCUUUGGCAGAGUCCACUUUCGAUUCCUGGAGGCACACGACAGUCUCCUAUCAAUAUCCAAUGGAGAGACAGCAUUUAUGACCCUUUUCUGAAGCCCCUGAAAAUCAGCUAUGACCCAGCCACGUGUCUGCACAUCUGGAACAAUGGGUAUUCAUUCCUGGUUGAAUUUGAUGAUUCUACUGAUAGAUCAACAAUCAUGGGAGGUCCUUUGGAAAACCCAUAUAGGCUGAAGCAGUUCCACUUCCACUGGGGAGCCAUAAAUGAGUGGGGUUCAGAGCACACGGUUGACAGUAAAGUUUAUCCAGCAGAGCUGCAUUUAGUACACUGGAAUGCUGUCGUGUACCCAACUUUUGAAGAAGCUGUAAUGGAAGGUGAUGGCUUGGCUGUUAUUGGAGUAUUUUUAAAGCUAGGAGAACAUCAUGAAGGACUGCAGACGUUGGUAGAUGCCUUGCCAGCAGUUAAACACAAGGACACAGUUAUUGAGUUUGAUGUCUUUGACCCCUCCUGUUUGAUACCUUCAUGCCCUGACUAUUGGACCUACGCAGGCUCUUUGACUACUCCUCCACUUACAGAAUCAGUCACGUGGAUUAUUAAGAAGAAACCAAUAGAGGUUGAUGAGAAUCAGCUGGAGGCAUUUCGGAUGCUGCUCUUCACUUCAGAUGGUGAAGAAGAAAAGAGAAUGGUAGACAACUUUCGCCCUCUUCAGCCAUUAAUGAAUCGAACCGUCCGUUCAUCCUUCCAAAAUAUGCAUCUCUUGAAUAUUGAAGCACAGUCCAAGGACCAUGCUCAGCAGAUCGGGCCAUAGGUGACCCAUGAAAUGUCAGUCCAGAUUGUGAUACUUGGAUAUAAAUGACAUUUCUUUUAUUACUGUUUUUCCUUUUUUUGCAGUGUGUAUAUGCCCUACAGCUUCACAGUCAGCCAUUUUCAGUUCUACUAAGUGCUGUUGAGAAGGAGUGAAUAUUAACUCUUAACAACUUUACUUGUUUCAAAAGAGUUUAAUCAAUGUUAGUAUGUGCCAGGAAUUAUUUUGAAAGUUAAAGGAAAAAUAAGGGGAGGAGAUCUUAUUCCCUCUCUUUUGUCUAAAUUGUUAUGUGUCUCUUCAAACACUCUCAGUGGCUUGAGGGAGUUAAUAAUCACAACUGAAAACAAGCAGAAGCGUGAAGCAGUCAAGAGUCUGUUAAUACUGAUGGCUGAUGAGGUGCAUUGCAAUUGUUUCAGUGGCUUGGGAGGAGAGUUAUCAUCACAUUAUUUAGAAAAAAAAAGACUUUUUAUCCUCUUUCUUUUUUAUUUAAAAUGAAAAAAGCAUACAACUUGGUGCUUAGCAUGAUGAGGAGAAUGAAGAAUUUGAUUUAUGGAAUCUAGACCUUUUCCAUCACGUUCACUGCAUGAUCGCUAUUUGGCAUGGAUAGAGCCACAGAAUGUCCACUAUAUCUAUACAGAAGCUGGAAGAUGUUUUCCAAAACUCAGCAACAAAUUUAGAACCUUUUAACAGAGAAAAAUAGAAGCUGUCAAAAUUAAUAAUAUGCCAGGAAAAGAGAGCAGGAGAAAAGAACCACCAGUAUCUCAAGACUGUCCAAGAGCAAUACAUUUGACAAAAUGUCUGGUUGAUCCCAGGAAACUGAUUAUAUCAGUGGAAAACAAAAUUAGCUGAGCCCCAGGAUGGGCCAGUGGGGUGUGAGGGAAGCAGAUUUCUGAAACCUAAUCCAGUGCUAGGAAAGUGUGGACAAAACACAAUAUUCAGCUACUCUAGAUAUUUUUUUGGCAGCUCUCAGAGCACUAAUAUGCUCUUUUCAGUGUUUUGCCUGAAGUUGUACUUUUCUUAAAAGAGAGUUAUCUAGCUUAAUGACAACUGGGGAUCAGACCCUUUUACAGAACCUUAUGGAAAUGAAGUUAAGUGGUGCUAGAAUCUUAUUUGGGGACCAGACAAAAUUGCCCUUUAAGUUGCCAGUUACAGAGUUAUGGUCUAGCUGGCCCAAGCUUUAUCUACCUCUGAAGCAUACUACUAGCAAUGAUUUUCUCUAGAGCAUGUUUCUUGUUGCCUUUAUAUGCUUUCUUGUAUUUAACAGUGCAUUAAUGGUGCAUUAAAUUCAUGUACAAAAACACGAUCAAAUUUUUUGAUGAGGAACAGGUCUGUCUGUGAAUUGAUGACAUGAUCUUGACUGAUUGUAUUUAAGGAUCUUUUUGAGGGACAGUUGUUAAUUGGGCUACUUCAGCCAGUAAGCAAAGUCACUGCUUGCUGGUGUCAUUUAGCACGAGAUCCUAGGACACUAGCUUGUCAAGGCUAAAUUCAGAACUCUGAGAUUGCUACUUUUUUUUUGGUUUUGUUUUGUUUUUAUGUUGAAAUAUUCAGUUUAAAAUCACUUUAUGACCUUUUAGAGUGACCCCAACUAUUUCAAGGCUUUGCAAUGUUCUUCUUUAGCUGCUUGAAGGGUAACAUAAGGGCAAAGGGUAACUGAGGGCAUCAUAAUAGUGCAAGUCUGCAGAAUCCUAUCAGUGCCAGUUUUACCGGAGAAUGACAGAUUCUAAAAUAAUUCUGGAAGGGAGAUUUACAGGCCUGGCAAUAAGAAAAGCAUUCCUUGCUUUCUGCUUGAUCGUGCUUGUUCUAGAGUCAUUUUAAUCUUGAAGUUUCUUUUCAGUACUGUUCUUACAAACACUUUUCUCAGAAGGACCCUGUAUAAAGAUGGCAGCAAUUCAGAACUGGUUGAUUUGCAGGUAUCUUGUAUACCUUUGAGAGUUUUUCCUAUUUAGGAAAACUCUCAGUUUUCCUAAUUAGCAGUUAGGAAAAUAUGUGAUGGAAAGUCAUCUUAAUGUUGCCUUUACAUUUAAAAGUACAAGUGACUCAGCAGUACUAAGCUAGCUAUAGGUUGCCUGUAUCAACCAAAAUAUUUGAAACUACUCCAUUAUAAAACCUCAGGUGGGUAUGGAGAAGAAAGCUGUGACAUAGUCUCCGUUACAUCGGUGAGGAGCCAUCUCACUAGUGGCUUUAUUAGUGGAGGAAAACCAUUUGGAGUAAAGAGGGAACAACCUAGUUUAAUUUGUCUCAGUUUGAAUUACCAACUAUAAAUACACAUGAACUUUUAACGUGCUUAAAGCUGCAAGUUAAGCCAGCAUCUCUAAAUUAAUACAGAAUAGUAAGGCACUUUUUUUAUUGAGGUUAUUAGUUUAAGGUCUUAAAAACAAGCAAACCAUCCCUAUCAUAAGUGAAAGGGGUCUUUAAAUAAACUUCAUACUGCAACUCAAAAGUAUUUUAAAUGCCUUGGUAAUUUUCAUAAAGUUUUUGUGCAGCUCUGAUUUGCAAAGCUUGUUUCACUAGUUGAUAAAGCUUUCUUGGCAUAUGCAAAUGCAAAAUAUACAUUUUGUUCUUAGGGAGCUACUGUGGUAUAAAUAUUUAAUCUUCAGGUGUUUCAUAGUGCUGUAGUAUACUUGUAUCCAGCUGAAUUCCCGUUGAUUAGAUUUGUUCUACUGAAGAUUUUUUUUCCCCUAAUUCUGUAGGUCUCUUUCAGUGUGCUCACUACCGUGUAGGAGUCACAAUGAUGUUGAAUAUUUUAUCUCCAGUAAUCUAAUUAAGAUGUAAAAUUCUCAUAUAGAUUUAAUUAUUUUGUUAAGGUAUCAUUAUGGAAUUUUUACUAGAGAAAAGCUGAAUUAUCCAGGCAUAGAGUUAAUAAGCUGUAAUUUCUGUGUAUAUGUUUAUAUAAAAUCAUAUCUAAAUAUACAGACACAUAAAAUUAGUAAGUUUUCAGCAAUGAAUUUAAAAUAUCUCAAAACAGAGUCAGCAUUAAACUUUUAACUCUAUUAAGAAAAUAAGCUUUACGGGGAUUUUCUGUUACAGUUAUUUUGCUCCUAUCUGAGACAGUGUUGUAUUUACAUAUCAGUGUUCUAGGAGCUCUGCUUCAGGUAGACUGUGUCUCAGUUGCAGGGCAGAUUGUCAUAUGUUGAAAUUACCUGACUGGAAAUGAGUAGAAAGUUUAUUUUUACUUUCAUGUUACAGUGACUACAUUGGCCUUACAAAGGUUAACUUCAAGGAAGAUAAUUCUGCGUGCAUACGUGUGUGCACAAAAUAGGUGGUGGGCACAAUUCUUCUGUUUUAUUUUUCAGCCUUCUUCAUGCAGGGGGAACAAAACCUAUGACUCUGGUUGCUGGACUUUAGCUAAUAUUUGUAAUUUUUUGCACAAUUGAGUUGAUUUGCAGAUGUCUGCAUAGGAAUCUUUUGACUUUUAGAUUGUACAAUGUAGGAGGGUCAAAGCACACGGUUGUAUUUGCACUUGCAUUGUAAUCACUUUUGUCACUUAAUUCUCUACUGGGAGGCAUUCCUGUGGCAGUAAGUACCAUGGGCUGAAGGCUGUGGUGAGAUUCAUUCUGAGGAGGGUAAGCUGAAAUGAGAGUAGAAGCAGCAUCCAUGUUAGUCCAACUUGUUUUCGGUAACAGAAAUUUCCAAAACAGGAGUCUUCCUGUCAAAUACCACUCUGACAGAAAUUUCAUUCUCAGUGCCUUUAUAGUUGGAAUGACUUUUUUUGGCGCUGGAUUUUUGGUUCAUAUUCUUGCAAUCCAGAGCUUUCACACAAGCGCAGUUCAGGUGUUCACCAUAUCUGCCUGACUUGUCUUUUGCUGUCUUCUGUUGUAGAUGGCUUGCACUUGUAUUUUUACCUUAAGUCUGACAGGAGUGUAUCCUUUUGACUUUGAAAGCUGUAGUUAUGGAGACUGUUUUGAUCUAAAAAAUCUCCUGGUUACUGGAGUACUGGAAUUCCACAUGACUGGCUAGUGAGGAAGAGUCCCUUACUCUGUUCAACUUCAUAGGCAAUGGUAUUUGCUUUCAAAUUUGAAUACUUUCCUUUUCAGAGUCGUAACUUAUGAUUCUUAACGUAUCUUUGUUGUUUUUCAUUGUAUGCCUAGUUGUUUUCCUGGCAGUUAUUACAUUGCAUAUUUUAAUGUAUAUUCUCUUCCUAAUCAUAAUUUACUGACAUAAUUGUUUUUAUGGACAGCAUAUGUAAGGGGGAAUGCCUAUUUUCUGCUAGGAAACACUUUUUUUCUGAGUUUGUACUUGAUGUCAAGAAACUUUUAGCUGCUGUAUUUUUAAAAUGUUAACUUAGUGUGCAGAAACACAAUAAAGAAACAGAGAAACCUG